GCGAAACUAUUGUUUUCUCUUGACUCUCACAGGCCUGAAUUUGCAAGUGAAGAGAAGGUAAAUCUCAAGUGAAUCAAACCUAGGCAGACUGAUGUUAGGAGAACGACUGGACGACGCCUCAGUGCAUGCUCAACAACCAGUUUUGUGCCAAAGGUGCCAACAUGUAGUCGAUACCCCCUAUAUUCGUCCGCUCCAAACAAUCGAACCUCGAUUUCUCCAUAACGAUUACAUACCUUCUAAAGUGGAGAUGUCCGAAUUGAAAGAUCUGUUGAAGGAAGGAGAGAGGGAGCUCAAGCGUUAUGAGGUGGACAUGGCACUGUUGCAGCAAACGCUGGAACAGCUGGGAAAUGCAAAGAGUGCCGUGGAGACCAUGGCCAAGCAAUGUUGGGCUGCUAUUUCUGCUCAACGGAGGGUACCAGUGGAGAUCUGGGAAAUGAUUUUCUCCACGUUAUGUUUGUCGCUUUGCGAAUAUUCAUUCGACGUUAACUACCGGUCGCAUUCUCCGCUCCUCGGACUCCCUGCCAUCAUUAUAUCUCAAGUCUGCUCCCACUGGAGGACGAUUGCUAAGGGAUUGUCGAAGCUUUGGUCUUCCAUCACCGUCAAUCUCUCAGAACCACCUUAUGACGUCGGUUUACCUCUCGAGGUCUAUUUUUCGAAUUCAGGAGAUUAUCCUUUGAAACUCCGAAUUCAAAGCGAUGGACCUAUCCUGGAGUCACCAUGGUAUGUGGGUUUAUGGGAAUCGUUAUCCAGACACAUCCACAGAAGCCGGGAACUCACCAUGGCGGUGGAAUUCCACGAUGACUUUAGAGAUCUCCCUCCUAUUCAACGACUAACCUUUCCUAAUCUUGAAGCGUAUCGCGAACUUGAGUAUGGCACGCCCGAUGAAUCGGUCUGGCCCUGGUUCUGGCAAGCCAUUCAAAGGUCACCAAAACUCGUCGUGUUCUCGGGCCACCACGCAAAUCGUGCUAUACCAUUUCCUCAGCUAACAUCUUGGGAAGUUCGGGAUAUCCAGCGCUCUAAGGACGUGGAUGACUUCCUCGAUGUUGCACGGAGCUGUAAAGCCCUCAAAUCCCUUACGUUGUCAUCUAUCGAUUCCUGGGGUGUUCGUGACAAUCUCCCUGUGGCUGUUCGAGAGGUCAAUUUGCCCUCCCUUCGUCAAUUAACGGUCAGGACCUAUCGGGACGACUACAGCUGGUUGCCCAGUAUCUGUGAUUCUCUCGUCAUGCCCUCUCUCGAAACAUGUUUUAUCCACCGUUGUACAUGGCUUCUACCUUCUGCGUUAGUCGACAUGGUUCGACGAUCCUCUAUUUCGCUCAAACAAAUAACGCUUGAACUACGGCAAGAGGAUCCAAACUCAUGUAGGGAUCCACUUCUGCUCGAUAUGUUGCAAGCUGUUCCCAAAUUGGCUCGUUUUGAGUUGACCUUGGGCGGAGUGUCGAGCACCAAAAUUAGACGUCGCAAAGCAGCUGCAUUUACCGAUGACAUGGUUUCCGCCCUCCUUUCCAAAUUCGAAAACGGGCCUCCCGGUUUUCUCCCACAACUUGAGUGUCUCUCCCUCGAACUUCCGUAUGUCACGCUGAACACGCAACUCGUGAAACGCAUACUGGAGGUGGUGUCUGCAAGGCAACGUACCUCCCAUCCUUUGGCGGAGUUUCGCUUCGUGCGCCUUGGACCGUACCCGAAAGCCGAGUCGGAGACACUUGUCAUGAAGCCAGAACUGGUCAAAAGAAUAAGAAUGCUUGAUGAGGGUCAUGUCAAGGUCGUUAUUCAGGACUGUACAAGACACUGGCAUCAUUACGUACAUACUACACAGUAGCUUUGUUUCGUUGUCGGAAAGC
Molecule: messenger RNA, 1838 nt
Organism: Marasmius oreades (fairy-ring Marasmius)
Lineage: Eukaryota; Fungi; Basidiomycota; Agaricomycetes; Agaricales; Marasmiaceae
Exons: 2
Coding region: 92-1816 (574 amino acids)
Source: RefSeq, a predicted model, not a curated record